AUGAUUCCUUUUCUUAUUUGCGAGAAUUUGCUUACAGAAUCAAACUCAAUCCUAAAGUCAGCUCACAAAAAUAACUUAAUUGAGUUUUAUGCAAGUGGAUCCUCUUCUCAGCGGAUAAAUGGAACAAUUCAAAAAACUAAGCCAGAAUAUUCUUUUGAUCAAAUAGAGAAAAAUUACGACUGGUGCUCAAACUGCGGUAGAUCUAAAUCUGAUCAUCCAUGGCUCAUUCUUGGCGUCAAAGACAGAGUUAUGGAAAUAUCAGGCUAUUAUUUGAAAUCAGGCUGCUGCUCAGAUCGUUCAAGAUGCUGCUGCUAUGAAGAGGGAAUGUAUUGCUGCGAAUGCUGCCUGUUCAGCUGGUCUUUGCAGAUUUCAAACGACAAUCAAACCUGGAAAACAAUCCAUAACAUCGAAAAAGACUACGAAAUGAGAAGAUGCAAAGAGAAAACAUACAAAUUUACAGAAACUCAUAAAGCUCGCUACGUUAGACUUAUUCAAUACGAAUCUUGCUAUUCGGAGCCACCAUGCAUCGCUCUAAACAAGAUAGAAUUAAUUGGCAGAUACGACGGAUCAAGUGU
Messenger RNA from Trichomonas vaginalis G3, 575 nucleotides. RefSeq names its product galactose-binding domain-like family. The annotation marks the transcript as partial. The transcript has a single exon. The record is from RefSeq and is a predicted model, not a curated record. Lineage: Eukaryota; Parabasalia; Trichomonadida; Trichomonadidae.